CUUCAUUCAUUAUGAUAUUUUAGCACGCAUAUGAUACACACACAGUACACUGCAUGCACUAAUGUCCCCCUCUGUAAAAACCUCUGUUUAUUUUGUGGUACCUUUUUUUUUCCUUUUCUCUCUCUCUCUAGUCUCUACAACUCUCUCUCUUUCUCUCUCCCCAUCAAAAGACUAAAUUAAGCCUUCUCAAAAGGCCUCAGCUUUUAUUUCAUUGUCUGCCAUUUUAAUAAUUCCUCUUUAAAAUAAUUCCACAUCAUUUCCCCCUGUCAUCUUUUCCCUAUAUGUUUUCUCAUGUCCCUCACACACACACACACACAGACUGAAGUACAGCCAAGAAAAAGGAAAUCAAAUUCGUCCUUCAUAAACCCAUUUGCAGUCCUUUUUCAAGAUCACUUUUUUCUUUUGCACUACCAACGAACACCGCCAUUAAAAUGGACAGAGAAAUUUCAGCUCAAAGCUCUCCCCAUUUUCUUGAUUAAACAGAAAAACCUUCUCGUAGCUCGCUUCCCUUAAAAAACCCAUCUUCAUCCCUGCAAAAAAACUCCCUUAAAAAUCCCAUCUUGCAGAAUAAAACACAAAACAAAAAAAAAAAAAAACCCAUCUUCAUCCCAGCGAAGAAACUCCAUUAAAAACCCAAUCUUGCAGGGAAAAAAGAAAAACACAAAAUCAAAACCAGAAAAAUGAUAACGGGCACUGACUUUUACCACGUGAUGACCGCCGUGGUCCCCCUGUACGUGGCGAUGAUCCUCGCCUACGGCUCCGUCAAGUGGUGGCGGAUCUUCACCCCCGACCAGUGCUCCGGCAUCAACCGCUUCGUGGCUCUGUUCGCCGUCCCCCUCCUCUCCUUCCACUUCAUCUCCACCAACGAUCCCUACACCAUGAACCUCCGCUUCAUCGCCGCCGACACCCUCCAGAAGCUCAUCGUCCUCGCCGUCCUCGCCGUCUGGUCCCACACCAGCCGCCGCGGCUCCCUCGAGUGGUCCAUCACCCUCUUCUCCCUCUCCACCCUCCCCAACACUCUCGUCAUGGGCAUCCCCCUUCUGAAAGGCAUGUACGGCGAGUUUUCCGGCAGCCUCAUGGUCCAGAUCGUCGUACUCCAGUGCAUAAUCUGGUACACCCUCAUGCUCUUCCUCUUCGAGUACAGGGGCGCCCGCACCCUCAUCGCCGAGCAGUUCCCCGACACGGCCGGGUCCAUCAUCUCGUUCCGGGUCGACUCGGACAUCAUCUCGCUCGACGGGAAGGAGCCGCUGCAGACGGAGGCCGAGAUCGGGGAGGACGGCAAGCUCCACGUCACGGUCAGGAAGUCGGCCAGCUCGAGGUCGGAGAUCUUCUCGCGGCGGUCUCACGGCGGCGGGCCGAACUCCGGGCUAUCGUUGACCCCCCGGCCGUCGAACUUGACCAACGCCGAGAUUUAUUCCCUGCAGUCGUCGAGGAACCCUACGCCGAGGGGCUCGAGCUUUAACCACACGGACUUCUACUCGAUGGUGAACGGGAGGAACGUGAGUCCCCGGCAGUCGAAUUAUGGGAACGCCGGGUAUGACGAGGAGGGAGGGUACGCGGGCCAGGCUCGGGCCAACGGGAUGUUCUCUCCCGGGCCGGGUGGCCCGAAGAAGAAGGGUGAAAAUGGGAAGGAUCUUCACAUGUUUGUCUGGAGUUCGAGUGCAUCCCCUGUUUCUGAAGGGGGGAUUCAUGUCUUCAGAGGUGGGGAUUAUGGGAACGAGGCGAAUGUCGGAGCUCAUCCUAAAGAUUACGAUGAUUUUGGUCGUGAUAAAUAUAGCUUUGCAAACAAGCAAGGCCCGAACGCGACUGAGCGUGAAGGGCCCGUUUUGUCUAAACUUGGGUCGAGCUCGACUGCCGAGCUUCACCCGAAGGCUAGUGUCGAGACAAAGCCAACUGCAAUGCCGCCAACUAGCGUGAUGACUAGGCUUAUCCUAAUCAUGGUUUGGCGAAAACUUAUUCGAAAUCCAAACACUUACUCGAGUCUCAUUGGACUCACUUGGUCUUUAGUCUCCUUCAAGUGGCAUGUUGAGAUGCCGGCCAUAAUAGCAAAGUCGAUAUCCAUUUUGUCGGAUGCGGGUCUUGGAAUGGCUAUGUUCAGUCUUGGGUUGUUUAUGGCAUUGCAGCCAAGAAUCAUCGCGUGUGGUAAAUCAGUGGCUGCUUUCUCCAUGGCCAUUCGGUUUUUAACGGGCCCUGCAGUUAUGGCGGCUGCUUCUAUUGCUGUUGGGCUUCGAGGCGUGCUUUUGCGAGUUGCAAUUGUGCAGGCUGCUCUACCACAAGGGAUUGUGCCUUUUGUCUUUGCUAAGGAAUACAAUGUUCAUCCGGACAUACUUAGCACCGGGGUUAUAUUUGGAAUGCUGGUGGCUCUCCCCAUAACUCUAGUCUACUAUAUCUUUUUGGGACUCUGAGGAUGAGCAACAAACAAAGUCUCUAGCAGUGCAAAGUUCGAGAUUCAUUGCAAUUCAGAAUAUGAAAACAUCGCUUUUGGUCUGGGCAUUAUAUUUUGGGUUCUAACAGAGAAUGAGAGAUAAUCAGAAGGAGAAGAAAAUUGUACUUAAAUUGCAUAUCAGGCAACAAAUAUCAAGAAUUGAGAAAAAAGAAGAUGAAAUUGAAAAUGGAAAUAUUGGAUAGGUUUGUAGUAUUUAGUGGUAGUUUGUAGUUGUAGAUUUUAUUUUAUUUUGUUUCCAAGUCUUUUUGGGUUUCUUGUUUUGUGAACUCAGUUUGUGACCCUUUCUCGUAUCAAUUGUUUUUGUUCUUUUAUUUGGUGAAAAAAAGUGAAGCUUUGUUUCAAGUGUUGGAAAAUUCAUGCCACGAGGUAGAUUUUACCUUUUUCCUUUGAAGGUGUAGUUAAAAGUUAACAUUUGUACUUAAAAAAGCAUCUCUAUGCAGGAAAAGGCCUGGUUAAUUCAAGUAAUCUACUUUUUCAGACUUUUCAAAA
This is a messenger RNA of Striga asiatica, 2935 nucleotides long. The record is from the annotation of a GenBank genome assembly. NCBI's taxonomy places the organism in Eukaryota, Viridiplantae, Streptophyta, Magnoliopsida, Lamiales, Orobanchaceae.